Punica granatum (pomegranate) is the source of this 3127-nucleotide messenger RNA. NCBI's taxonomy places the organism in Eukaryota, Viridiplantae, Streptophyta, Magnoliopsida, Myrtales, Lythraceae. The record is from RefSeq and is a predicted model, not a curated record.
CAAAAUCCCUCUGUAUAUCACUUCUCUCUCUCUCAUUCUUCCUAUUUCUCCCCCCUUCGUUGCAUUGCAAGCUGUAAUUGAAUGGGAGCAUCUUUUGGACUCAUCUCUGUCUAGUCAUAAUACUACCUUCCUCUCCCUCAUUCUCUCUCUCUCUCUCUCUCUCUCUCUCUAUCUCAUCUUUCUCUUCUCUCUUUCUAUCUAUUUCUUCUGUAUUAUAAGCUUCUCUCUCUGACCUCCAUUGUCACUGUGAUCUAGCGAGGAGAGGAGAGACGGACGCCUUGCUCUGUUCCUGCUUCCACGCGUCUCGCUGCUGUUGUUGAUUCAUUUCAUUGCCCUCCUCCUCCUCCUCGUUCUUCUUCUAGUUCUACCUUCAGAAACAGACAGGGGAAAUCCUCUCGCUCCGACAAUGGGGUCAGGCAGAUUGUAGCCCCAGAGAGGAGAAUCCACUCACGACCCGGGUCUUGAUUCCGAAUCUUGCGAGGUGGGCUCGUCCUGUUUUGGCCGACUAGUGAGGAGAUCGAAGGGGAGGAAUCGGGAAUGGCGCCGUCGUUUGAUUGGUGGGCGAGUGAGGGACACAAGGGGACGCCGGUGGUGGUGAAGAUGGAGAACCCCAACUGGGCCAUGGUCGAGCUCGAGGGCCCCUCCGAGGACGACUUCAUCAUCUCCCCCCGCCGCAGCGACAAGGCCCGCAACAAGAACGCCCGCCAGCUCACCUGGAUCCUCCUCCUCAAGGCCCACCGUGCCGCCGGCUGCCUCACCUCCCUCGCCGCCGCCGCCCUCGGCCUCGCCUCCGCCAUCCGCCGCCGCGUCGCCUCCGGCCGCACAGACCACGACGACGACCAGGAGCCCGCCGAGGGUGCCGAGCCCUCCACCUCAGCGGAGGACGCCCGUGAGGUCGAGAACCCGGCCCUCAAGUCGAGGUUCUACUCCUGCAUAAAGGUCUUCCUCUGGGUCUCCCUCAUCCUGCUAGGGUUCGAGGUCGCCGCCUACUUAAAGGGCUGGCAUUUCGGCUCCGUCCCGCAAUGGCAGUACCUGCUGGCCGCUCCUCUCGGGGUGAAGGACGCCUUCAACUCGCUGUAUUCGCGGUGGGUCCUGAUUCGGGUGGAGUACCUCGCUCCGCCGUUGCAGUUCCUUGCCAGUGCCUGCAUUGUGCUCUUCCUAAUCCAGAGCAUGGACCGGCUUGUCCUGUGCCUGGGCUGCUUCUGGAUCCGGUUCAAGAAGAUCAAGCCUGUCGCCAAACCGGUCGGGGCCGACCCCGAGUCCGGCCAGUCCGGGUACUUCCCCAUGGUCCUGGUCCAAAUUCCCAUGUGCAAUGAGAAGGAGGUGUAUCAGCAAUCAAUUGCUGCCGUGUGCAACUUGGAUUGGCCGAAGCCGAGUUUGUUGAUUCAAGUCCUGGAUGACUCGGAUGAUCCCAUGACGCAGCUGCUGAUUAAGGAGGAAGUGCAGAAGUGGCAGCAAGAAGGGGCCAACAUAGUGUACAGGCACCGUGUAAUUAGGGAUGGUUACAAGGCAGGCAAUCUGAAGUCUGCAAUGAACUGCAGUUACGUCAAGGAUUAUGAGUUCGUCGCCAUUUUCGAUGCCGACUUUCAACCCACCCCGGACUUCCUAAAACGGACCAUCCCUUACUUCAAGGACAACGAGGAAGUUGGGCUUGUACAAGCGAGGUGGUCAUUUGUGAACAAAGAUGAGAAUUUGCUGACUAGGUUGCAGAACAUUAACCUCGCCUUCCACUUUGAGGUGGAGCAGCAAGUGAAUGGCAUUUUCAUUAAUUUCUUUGGGUUCAAUGGGACGGCGGGUGUUUGGAGGAUUAAGGCAUUGGAGGAAUCAGGCGGUUGGUUGGAGAGGACAACUGUCGAGGACAUGGACAUAGCUGUCCGAGCCCAUCUCCAUGGCUGGAAGUUCGUAUUUCUCAAUGAUGUCGAGUGCCAAUGUGAGUUGCCAGAAUCUUAUGAAGCCUACAGGAAACAACAGCACCGAUGGCAUUCUGGCCCUAUGCAAUUGUUCCGGCUAUGUUUGCCUGAUAUCAUUCGAUCCAAGAUCAGUGUCUGGAAGAAAUUCAACCUCAUCUUCCUGUUCUUCUUGCUUCGGAAACUGAUCCUGCCCUUUUACUCCUUCACUCUCUUCUGCAUAAUCUUACCAAUGACAAUGUUUGUCCCCGAGGCUGAGCUCCCAGCGUGGGUCGUUUGCUACAUCCCUGCCACCAUGUCCUUCCUUAACAUCCUUCCUGCGCCGAAAUCAUUCCCCUUCAUCGUCCCCUAUCUUCUUUUCGAGAACACCAUGUCAGUCACCAAGUUCAAUGCAAUGAUCUCGGGCCUGUUCCAACUUGGGAGUGCAUAUGAGUGGGUCGUGACCAAGAAAUCAGGGAGGUCCUCUGAGGGUGAUCUUGUGGGCCUCGUCGAGAAAGAGUCCAACAAGCACCAGAGAGGGGUCUCAGUACCCGACCUUGAGGAGAUGAAAGAGGAGAUUAGGCAACAAGAACAGAGGGCUUCUCGGAAGAAGAAGCACAACAGGAUCUACUUGAAGGAACUCUCGUUAGCUUUCCUUCUUCUCACGGCCUCGGCAAGGAGUCUCUUGUCCGCUCAGGGGAUACACUUCUACUUCUUGCUGUUCCAGGGGAUAUCAUUCCUUCUUGUCGGGCUAGACUUGAUCGGUGAGCAGGUUGAGUGAGAUCAGUUAGGGAAUUGUUGAAAUUGUAGGAUGAAUUGUGAACAGACGUGAAUAUGAGUGAAUAUUAUUACCGGGCACAAGGCUCGUUGUGGGGGGAAAGAAGGUUGUAGAGACGAACAUGAGCGAUGAGUCAGAGGGUCGAUACUUUUCCUCAUCGAAUCCCUCAGAAAUUCCCGUUCUUUACGAGCCCACCCUGAAGUAUACAAGAAAGAGGAGUAUGUCUCGGUUAGACAGAAGAUUUGGACAGUUGUCAUAGAGACAAGAAGCAGGGGGCAGGUACAUUUAGAGAUUGGUCUGGCUUUUUUUUCUUAGUUUGUAAGAUUUUCUUCAUUCUGUUCAUCUUCUCCCUUUCCUUAGCUUUCUUUUGAUUCUUUUGUUUUUAAGUCGAUUCUUUUGUAAGAAGAACUACUCUACCAAGUAAUAUCUAUAUAAAGGAGAUUUCACUUGCCAGUUCGGUUCA